ACAGUGACAGUAGUUUGUUUUGAUGGUAUUUUUUGCUCAUUUUUGUUAUUCAAAAUAUUUUGAUAUUUAAUUUUAUAAUAAGGUGAAAGCUUUUAAUUUGUCGCCGGUGCAAUGUCUUCCGCAGUAAUACGAACUUUACAACAGGACGUUUUUAACCCCGGGGAGGAACGCCUUAUAUCUUGCUGCCAUGUCAGCAAAUAUCUCAAGAAAAAGAAAACCUCCUACCUUUGCCUAGUGGGCACAACAACUGUACCUUUUAAUGUUUAUAUCAUUCAAAUUAAACAAACCGACAAACAGAUUUUUAAAAGAAAACGAAGCUGGUCUCUGGCAGAGUUAAAAUCAGUAGACGGUCAUAGUGAAAUCUAUGACACACAAGAAUUUGAUCUAUAUUUUGAUAAAGUCUACAGGUGGGUGUCUACAAGCCCCAAAGAACGAUAUGCUUUUAUACAUAAUCUCUGGAAGCAAGCUUCCAAGCAUGUUGUUAAAGAUAUGCCUGUUUUUAAGAAUAUACCAAAGGCAUGGAUAACUGAAGAUGCACUAACUCCGGAAAAUAAUUUUAUUACAUCUCCAUUGAAUGCAUUCGAUAAUGAUAUUGCAGAUGAUUUUCAAGCCAUAACAGACAGAGAGCAGGAAGACCUAAAAAGAUUAAUGGAAGGAUGUGAAUUUGCUAUAAGCAAUGCUGAAGGCUUCAUGGAAAUACUUGCAAGGGACUUAUCUCUUCUUGAUGGAGAGAAUGUUCAGUGUGUCCUAGCAUCAGAAGAACAUGUGGAAAGCCUAAUGGAGCAACUUGAAUUGGCCAUAAAUGAAGCAGAUAGAUUAGAAAAACAACUGGACAAUUAUGAUGAAAUUUUGUGCCAUGUUAGAGAUACUAUGGAAACAAUGGAGAAGAAGAACACUAUGAAUUCAAUUGUAAAUAAGAAUAAUCAGUUGUUGAUGAAGGAACUGGAAAACAUUGUUACAAAACUGGAUCUACCUCCAGAAUACCAAAAAAUCCUUGAUGAGGCAGAUUUCACUUCACCCGAAGGACUUGCAUUGUCUGUAAAAGCAGCUUAUGCACUAAAGACAGCCAUGAAUUCAGAUAUUGAUAAGGCACUUCUUCAGAUGUCUGCGGUGCAAGAGCAAAGAAAGAAAUUUGAAAAAUACAAAGAGAAAUUUUCAAGAAGCUUAAGCAGGCAAUUAAAUAACUUAUUUAUACAUUAUGGAAACCAUAAAGGAGAAGCCGAUAGGAGCAAUGAUGGAUUAAUCUUGCCGCAACACAGUGGGGUCCAUAAGGAGUUAUAUCCUUACACAGAAUUGAUGCACUGGAUGAAAGUUAUGGAUAAAAAAAUGUAUGAUUCACUAAAAGAAGUGUACACCUCCUCUUUAGGAAAAUUAUAUGAUAGAGAUUUAAGAAGUUUAUUUAUCUCUGCCAGAGAGAAAAUUGGAGUAUAUCCUGUUUCUUCACCAACAACGUUGAUUGGACUGGAUAGGGAUUUCUGGACACUAGAGACAAAUAUUUCAGAUAAAAAACGCCAUGAGAGACUAUUAGAACAGGUCUUAACGCAAUUAGAACCAGUUUUUUUGCAAGAACAGCAGUUUUGUGUCCGAUUUUUUCAGUUAGAUGUUUUAAGUCCAACAUCGAAAAAUACUCUUACAACAUUAGAUGGCGGUGAGCUAAAUCCGGAAAUUACUUUACCUCAGAAAAAAGUGGAUAAACAGAUUAAUGAAGAUGUUAGAACUAUGAUGAGCAACUUAUUUUCUUGCCUGAAGACAGAGCUUGAUUUGUUAAUUGAUCAUAUUAAGAAGCAUGACAGUUUCUAUUGUAUGUACGUACUUGUGUGCCUAAAUCAGCACGUUAUGUCAGCCCAAAGUUCCUUCCUGAGCAAUACUUUUGCUUCUCAACUAAUAGAGAUAAAAAGAUCCCUGGAUCAAUUCAUGCAAACCCAAAUAGAUUCGGUGAAAGAGUGUCGAUUAACGCGAAAAUCCAAAGUGGGAAUCCUACCCUAUGUCUCGAAUCUAGAAAUAUUUGCUGAAAACGUUGAAUGUUUGCUAAGAAGCGAAAGGGCGGCUGAUUUAGAAAAAUGGUAUACGAGACUUGUAGACACUAUUAUAGAGUACAUUCCUAUUCAUGCUAAUGAUCAAAAAACACCUUCGCAGGUCACGAAAAUGGAAAAUUAUCAUCAUCUUUAUUCGCUUUUAUCGCAGCUCAAAAUAUCAGUUUUGGAUAGUCAAAGGAAAGAGGCGAAGCAAAGAUAUCAGGACGCUCUUCAGUCGUAUGUAACCCUGUACUUUGGAAGACCACUGGAAAAGUUAAAUACAUUUUUCGAAGGUGUACAAGCGAGGGUCGCGAGUGGAGUAAAAGCGUCAGAAGUCAGUUAUCAAUUGGCGUUCAGUAAACAGGAGUUAAGGAAAGUGAUUAGUCAGUAUCCUGGUAGUAUGGUAAAAAAAGGUAUAGAAUCCCUAUACAAAAAAGUAGAAAAGCACCUGUCAGAAGAAAGCAAUCUUCUACAAGUAGUAUGGAGAGCGAUGCAAGAAGAAUUCAUCAGGCAGUAUAAAAUGCUUGAAGAGUUAAUUCAGCAGUGCUAUCCAGGCUCCAUGAUAACCCUGGAGUUUACUAUUGAUGAUAUCUUACAAUAUUUUUCUGAAAUAGCUAUAUCACAUUAAUAGCUUUGCUUAGAAGCAAAGAGUUGUUUGUUAAUUAUUGAUUAUGGCUUUUUGUAUAUGUUUUAAUAGUUUAUUUAUUUAGCAAAUGUACAUAGUUAAGAGAAAAUAUUUGAGCGAUGUUUACAGUAAUAUACUAUUUAAUUAUC
Messenger RNA from Anthonomus grandis grandis, 2789 nucleotides. RefSeq names its product exocyst complex component 1 (gene Sec3). The transcript has 10 exons. Gene Ontology annotation, biological process: Golgi to plasma membrane transport; exocytosis. Gene Ontology annotation, cellular component: plasma membrane; exocyst. Gene Ontology annotation, molecular function: phosphatidylinositol-4,5-bisphosphate binding. The record is from RefSeq and is a predicted model, not a curated record. Bases 112 to 2643 code for a protein of 843 amino acids. Lineage: Eukaryota; Metazoa; Arthropoda; Insecta; Coleoptera; Curculionidae.